AUGUCCAGCCCGAAAGACGAAGCACGACGCGAAGAUCAAGAUCAACCAGAACGCCCUCGUUCCGCUUCACCUCAUCCUACGUUUGUGAUCUCUAGUCCGAAAGAGCCGCCUGUAUCUAUACCAACGAGUCCAGAACCUUCACCGUCCAUCUCUCGAGCUUCAUCGCAGUCUCUCGCUGAGGAAGAUGAUCCAGCCGAUAAGUUAACGUCAAAACAGGAGAUCCACGAUAAUGACCAAUGUAAUGAAGAGCAUGACCAGCCCGAAGAACAGACAGGGGAUUGCGCAGGAGAUGAUAGGGAAUCAAGGAGUACGACUGCUGAAAUGAGGCAAGAACUUGACAAAUCUGCAGAAGAUACCAAAGAACUUAUGAAAGUGGAAGAUGCUCGACGACCUGAUCUGCUCAAAGUGCACUGGAAGAGCCGGCUUCGUGACCAUCACAUGGUGGAUAUGAGUUCUGUCCAGCGCUCUGCUUGUCCAGAUGCCUCAAGUGACAACAGGAGUACCAAGCAGAUGGCCUCUAGGUUAGUCAGGAAACAUACUGGUAGACCUGCUUUGCCUCCGCCACCCUCCGACACCGAGGACGAAGAAGCGGUGUACGAUUCUGAUCCAACAAACGUCCCUUCAUCAUCCGCUAUCUCACUGAAUUCAACUGACUCGCCUGAUCCGGUGCAGAUGAGAAGUAGAAAUAGGAGAUCCUCAAGUAGACGAUCCUCCAGGAGUUCCAUGUAUACUAGCGACGAAGAGUCGGAAGAUGAUAGAUCUAUCAAGCCUAGGGGAGUGCUCAGUGCUUUGCUUGGGCUAUAUAGGGACGAUAGAAGAGACAAGAUGGAUAUGCGUCAGAUGCUGAGAAGAUCUGAACAAGGUGAUGGGGAGAAGACCAAAAGGAGAUGGUCAUCACAAUCGUUGUUUGCUAUACCUUCCGGUAAUUCUAGUCGGAGAAGUAGCUUGUUCAACUACGAUGAUACCUCAAACCUGGGAGGUGAAGAGCUUGAAGAACGACUGAAAUAUGAGAAAAGGAGAGUACAUCGUAACAGGAAGAGGAACGUAGAUAUACCUCAUCGAAGUCAAAAUUUGGAAGAUCCGUAUAUCCCUUCACCUCAUUUCUCUAAUCAACUUACACCCUCUGCCAAUAUUAACAUAAGUCAGAGAUUUAGAAGAUUCCUCAGUGGUCAGGGAUACCCUGCAUCGUGGUUUGGAUAUUCUCAAGAUACCUCCCCGCGCCAAGGUGGAGAUGGCGGGAACUAUCAAAGAUCAAUGGCUGCUUUGCUGAUCACCACUAGUAGUCUGAUCGCUGCUGCUAGUCCAACUCUUACCCAUGUGGCUCCUGCAUAUGGUGAUGAUGCGGAGACGACAAGCGGUAAUAGAAGAAUCAGUUGGUAUGAGGGAGUAGCGGAAACUCAUGCGAGGCAGGAAGAUUUGGAGCGAAGAGAGGACGAGGCAAUGGGUGCUGGAGCAGACGAUGCCGGUAAUCUGGAGAAACAGAUGGAAGAGGGUAGGUUGAAGAACAGAUCGAAAAGGAAGAGAAGGAGAGGUAAGAGAGUUCAGAAGGAAUUGGCAGUUACGAAGCAUGUUUCGAACAUUAUACAGAGGAAGAAAUUCAUCGAGAUGCUUGCCAAGGCUGUAGUGAGCUAUGGCGCUCCAGCUCAUUCCGUCGAAGCAUGGUUAUCAGCCACCGCCGAUAUUCUCUCGGUGGAGGCGUCUUUCUUCUUCCUCCCUUCAGUAUUGAUAGUGGCGUUCAGAGAUUCGGAUGUCCACUCUACGGAUAUUCUGUUGGUCAGACCAAGUGGUGGACUGGAACUGUAUAGAUUAUCAUUGGUUCAUGAGGUGUAUAGGAAAGUAGUACAUGAUGAGAUUUCAGCGAGUCAAGGGUGUAGGGUUUUGAGGAGGAUCGAACGACGGACCGUCCCAUACUCACGAUGGACACUCAUUCUCGCUGCCGCUAUAGCAUCAGCAGCUUCCGCAAAAGUGGCUUUUUCAGGAUCAUUCAUCGACAUCUUGAUGUCGGGUGCUUUAGGUAGUAUGCUAGCUAUAACGCAAUUCACCAUUGCAGAGAAGAACAAAUUGGUUUCCAAUAUAUUCGAGAUUGCUAUGGCCGGGAUACUGAGUUUUGUCGCUAGAGGCUUGGGCGCUACUCGAUAUUUCUGUUAUGAAUCAUUGGCCUCUGCCGCUAUCGUUCUGAUCUUGCCCGGAUGGCAUAUCUGUCUGGGAGCAUUGGAAUUAGGGUCCAAAAACGUAGUCGCUGGGGCAAUCCGCCUGGUAUGGGCAGUAGUCUACACCUUGUUUUUGUCCCUGGGAUUGGGUAUAGGAAGUCAGAUAUUCGAUUCGUUCGGACCGAGUCAACCUACUAUGCAAUCGUCCACACAAUUGGCCACCAUAACCGGAAGUUUUACAAGCAAUGAUACUUAUUGGGAUCAAACUUUCAACAAUGGCACUUUUACCUUCUCAAAUUCCACUUCGAGUGAACAGGAAGCUACGACUGUAGCAUGCUAUCGAUAUUCAGAUUGGGAUUAUUGGUGGUACACCGAACCCAACGACUGGUGGUUAUUCCUUCUCGUACCGAUAUUCGCAUUUUCGCUUGCUGUAUGGUUCCGAGCCGAUUGGCGAUCGAAGGAUAUCUUCGUGAUGGUAGCGGUGGCCAGCGCAGGAUAUGUUGUCGAUUUCUUUUUGUCUCAGCAAAUCGAUCAAUCAAACGUAGUCUCCGCCGUAUCAGCAUUCACACUUGGUAUACUGGGGAACCUCUACUCACGUCUCGGAGGCGGUUCAGCUUUCCCAUCAAUGGUAGUGGGUAUCCUUCUGAUAGUACCCAACGCGAUAGCCGCAGCAGGUGGUCUGAGUAGUUCAGGCUCAAAUGGCGAUUCCUCUUCUGGCAGUUCCGCUUCCAGCUCGACUGGAAGUAGUAGUCAGGAAAUCAACGCUGCGGUCAUCGUCAGUAUCCGAAUGGUCCAAGUCGGUAUCGGUCUGGCUAUAGGGCUGUUCGCAGCUGCGUUGGUGAUCUAUCCGUUCGGAAAGAAACGAAGGUAUAUAUUUAGUUAUUAA
This is a messenger RNA of Kwoniella mangroviensis CBS 8507, 3036 nucleotides long. RefSeq lists its product as uncharacterized. The record is from RefSeq and is a predicted model, not a curated record. The coding region runs from base 1 to 3036 and encodes 1011 amino acids. NCBI's taxonomy places the organism in Eukaryota, Fungi, Basidiomycota, Tremellomycetes, Tremellales, Cryptococcaceae. The transcript has 12 exons. Gene Ontology annotation, molecular function: transmembrane transporter activity. Gene Ontology annotation, biological process: transmembrane transport.